CAUACUCUUACUCACACUCUCUCUCUCUCUGUUUCUCUCACACAACAUUUCUGUGUUUCAGUCGUCGAAUCUUCUCUUUAUAUACACAGGUAGAAGAUAUAAAACUAAGUUCUUACUUAUAUAUUGGAUUUUUCCCCUCUUCAAGACGACAUUUUUUGUGAGACUUUCCACUUUUUGAAAAUACCAUUUUCUUCAUUUGGUAAAAAAGGGAAUAUAUAACAUACACAGCCAUUAUAUAUACAAAUAUCUCUGGUGAUUAGGCAGAGAGCUGAGGACGGCCAUUGGAUACUUCUCUCAUACAUGAGCUCAUAGUGGUCUCACUUCAACGAACAAAAUGACAUCGGGUGCACAACCAACAGCUGCAGAAUUCAAGAUGAAUAAGCUGCAAGAAGGGCUGCAACAGCAACGGAAAAUUGUAGAGCAGCUGCGUCUGGAAGCUGCCAUUAACCGGAUGCGAGUGUCCGAGUGCAUAGAGGAUAUCAAGAAAUUCACGGACACGCGUCUAGAGGAGGAUUAUUUAAUUAAAGGCUUCCCUCGACCUGGUGACAACCCGUUUAAAGAGAAAGGCAGCUGUACAAUAUUGUAAGGGUGACCAUCUAGUGU
Molecule: messenger RNA, 603 nt
Organism: Octopus bimaculoides (California two-spot octopus)
Lineage: Eukaryota; Metazoa; Mollusca; Cephalopoda; Octopoda; Octopodidae
Product: guanine nucleotide-binding protein subunit gamma-1
Biological process (GO): G protein-coupled receptor signaling pathway
Cellular component (GO): heterotrimeric G-protein complex
Molecular function (GO): G-protein beta-subunit binding
Source: RefSeq, a predicted model, not a curated record